Molecule: messenger RNA, 625 nt
Organism: Prorocentrum cordatum
Lineage: Eukaryota; Dinophyceae; Prorocentrales; Prorocentraceae
Source: the annotation of a GenBank genome assembly
GCUGGCGGAGGCCCAGGCGGAUUUCGAGAAGGACCACCUGAAGUUCCACGAGGUGGAGCUGCUGCCUGAGGGGGGCCGCAGCUUCGGCUGCCACGUGGAUGGCCGGCGCCGCGCUACUCGGCCGACCGACGAGAGGUUCGCCAUGGCGCGGAAGGGCCUCAAGCGCUCGCUGAAGCGUCGGAAGGUCGCAGGCUGGCAGCUGGAGAUGGUGCUGGGCCUCAUGGCGUUCAUGGCCUUGGAGCUGACCUGCUACCUCGGUAUCAUGGUGAUGCUGGAGUCGAGCUGGACCCGCGCGUGGGCGCCUGUGGUCUACUCCUCCGACGCGAGCCUCUACGGCGACGGCGUCGCCGAGGCGAGCUUCGAUCCAGAAGCUGCGGCAGAGGUCGGGCGCAUCUCAGAGCUGUCGCGGCGGCGCCCGGGUGCUGGGCUCGCGAGGCAGCACGCCUUCGAGCGCGCCGGCUUCCUGCUCGACGACGAGACGGGCGAGGUCGUCCGCGAUGCCAGCCGGGCGCCGCGCCAGCUGGACGCCGAGCUGCGGCGCGCGCUGGCCAGCGAGCGCUGGGAGGUCGAUCGCAGCUUCCCUGAGGUGCCCAGCCAGUUGUUGCAUGACUCCCACUGGACCACA